CAAAUUAAUUGCAGCAGUUGCAGUUGUUGCUGUUGGUUUUGCUUCGUCCGAUGUUUAUUAUUUAUGUAAUUUUGAACAUUAAAAUCGCCUUAAUUUUAAGAUAAAAUGUUAGAUAUAACCACUUCGUGUCGGACUUGUAUGAAAGACAAUGUAACCUUGGUGGAUUUAUAUGGAACAGUUGAAAUUGAGGAAAAUUAUCUUCAAUUAGAUGAAUUGCUUGUUCAGUGCACUUCAACAGAGGUGUCCAAGGAGGAUGGGUUACCACAACACCUCUGCGAUGCCUGUGUCAAGGUGCUCCAAGUGGCGUACACAUUCCGCAAGCAGGCUGCGAAGGCGCAGGUUGAAUUCAAAAAACUUCUACAGAGUUCCAUAAAGCCAGAACCAGAUGAAGUCAAAUCAGAAAACGAUGACUACUUCAGUAAUUAUGAAGAUUUCAAUUUUAAUCCAGAUGUUUCGAAAACUGAAUUCAGUGAAGAAUAUUCAUGUACCAAAUGUAACAAACACUUUACAAAACAGAAGAAAUACUUAAAACAUUUAGAACUACACGAAUUAUCACUAGCGUGUACCGUUUGUGAUAAGUUGUAUUCUAAUCAAAGUUUUUUGGACAGGCAUAUUGCUAAGCAUCAUAAGAGUGCAUUUCUUGUUAGUGACGAGACCUUAUUGGAGCAAAUAGUGGAACAAAGUGGAGAUGUUCAAGUUAAGACUGAGGCUGAGGAGCCGGCACAGUUGUUACAAUGUCCCGACUGCCAGUUAACAUUUACGAAGCAGAGAUCACUGUCACAGCAUAUGAAGAAACAUAGAAACAAGAAUGAGUUAAAGGAGUUUAUAUGUGAUGCGUGUGGGAAGGCAUUUGCUAUGAAACAUUUGUUGAAGAGGCACUUGGCGCUGCACAGCGACGUGAAGAUGCACAAAUGUGAGAAAUGCUCCAAAACAUACUCCCGGCGAGAUCAACUGAUGGCACACAUGUACACACAUAAAGAACAAAAGCGUUAUGUCUGUUCUUAUUGCAAUAAGGGAUUUAUUCAAAUGUGCAGUCUAAAAGACCAUCUUCGGACCCACACGGGUGAGACGCCGUACCUUUGCUCUCAGUGUGGGAAGGGCUUUGCCAACAGUUCCAACCUGAGACAGCAUAUGAUGAGGCACUCCGGCGUCAAGCCGUAUGCCUGUCACCUGUGCCCUAAGACUUUUUGUACCAAAGGACAAAUGACGUCCCACGUGGCGACCCACACCGGGGAGCACCCCUACAAAUGCGAGGAGUGUGGAGCCGCCUUCACUAAGGGAAACUCCUUGAAGAAACACUCCUUGAUACACCUUCCCGUCAGGCCGUUUCCUUGCGACACUUGUAACAUGAGAUUCACCUGCAAGGACCAUUUGAAGCGUCACCAGCGUAUCCACACGGGUGAGAAACCUUAUAAGUGCAAGUACUGUGACCGCGCCUUCUCGCAGAGCAACGAUCUGGUCAAGCAUACGAGGCAGCAUAUCGGACAGAAUACCUACCAAUGCACAAUAUGCAGCACCCGUUUCCGUCUACAAUCUGAACUGAAGCAACACUACCCAAUUCACUUCACAAACGGGAAAGACCCGAACGACCCCCAAGACCCCCAAAUUACACCCCCUACCAAAGAAACUGCAGAACCAACCGAAAACAACCCCAUUGACGACCCCCCUUUACUAAAAAUCAGACCCCCGGAGUUCAACCCAAUAAAUUACAAAGAUAAAGAUAUGCUAAAGGUAAAUGAUAAAGGUAUGCCUUUGUUAAGUCUGAAACCCGAUUCUGAUGUUGGGCCCGUUCAUAUAGAUCCUAGUAGAAUAGUUAUAACUAUUAACCAUUGUGAUACGAAUGGUGUUGUCAAUGGGAUUACUAUUAAAUUGCCCGAUGAAGAGAGUUAAGUAUUACUAGAACUUCUUUUUUUUAAAGUCGGCUAAAUUAUUUGUAUAUUAAAUUGGAUGCAUAGA
Helicoverpa armigera (cotton bollworm) is the source of this 1956-nucleotide messenger RNA. Its product is annotated as zinc finger protein 883. Gene Ontology annotation, biological process: regulation of transcription by RNA polymerase II. The record is from RefSeq and is a predicted model, not a curated record. Lineage: Eukaryota; Metazoa; Arthropoda; Insecta; Lepidoptera; Noctuidae. Gene Ontology annotation, cellular component: nucleus. The transcript has 6 exons. The coding region runs from base 106 to 1890 and encodes 594 amino acids. Gene Ontology annotation, molecular function: RNA polymerase II cis-regulatory region sequence-specific DNA binding; zinc ion binding; DNA-binding transcription factor activity, RNA polymerase II-specific.